Messenger RNA from Osmia bicornis bicornis, 3321 nucleotides. It is a transcript of the gene Cul2, whose product is annotated as cullin-2. Lineage: Eukaryota; Metazoa; Arthropoda; Insecta; Hymenoptera; Megachilidae. Gene Ontology annotation, cellular component: Cul2-RING ubiquitin ligase complex; SCF ubiquitin ligase complex. Gene Ontology annotation, biological process: SCF-dependent proteasomal ubiquitin-dependent protein catabolic process; protein ubiquitination. The coding region runs from base 705 to 2993 and encodes 762 amino acids. Gene Ontology annotation, molecular function: ubiquitin protein ligase binding. The record is from RefSeq and is a predicted model, not a curated record. The transcript has 8 exons.
AUAUUCUAUUAUCCCCUCCAAGAAGUUGGAAAGUCAAGAGCAAAGGGGAAAAAACAUGGCUCUGCAAUGUUAUUGAGAAAUUCAAAGCAGUUUGGUGUUACGCAUUUAAUUCUUUGACUAUUUUAGAGAAGAAAGUUUAUAUUUUUUGUGGAUUUGACUUUCUUUUUAAGUAAAGAAUUUGUAUAAGUGAUUCGUGAAGUGAAAACGGAAGAAAGUAAAGAAACGAAAGGGUGAAAGAGCAAGAGAAAGAGAGAGAAAGAAAAUGUAUUCGAUCAAGACGAGUCAUUGUAAAUGUCAUGUAUUUUGCAACAGGGAAUGAUUUACGAAAUACUGAAAAGAAGUGACUUUAAAAAAUUGAUGUUGAUAAAAAUUAAGAUCAGUCUGCAAUAGUAUCUGUAAGAAUACAGACUACUCUUUCUACGAGUUUUUGGUUAGUGGUUACGAUCAUGACCAUCUGGAUGGUACCAGUCAGCUGUAACUCGUAACACGCGUUUACACGUGCAGUUUGUAAUUCGUUUGAUGAUCAUUGAGACAUCUCAUUCAAAUCUAACCGUAAUUCUUCAUAUACCGCAAUUUACAUGAAAAAUGAUCAUUCCUGGUUCACGUUUGACGAUGAUAUACGAACGGUUUACAAGUUAAAUAAUUAUAUUGUAGAAUUUGUAUAUUUGAUUCCUUGGUAUUGCAAGUCGGUAGUAUUUCGUUGAAUGUGUAUAAGGAUGUCACUAAAGUCUAAGCCAGUUGAUUUUAUUGAAACAUGGAACGCAUUGCGAGAGACUGUAGAGGGUGUAAUAACAUUAUCCUAUGUUCCACGUGCAAUGUGGAACGAUAGAUUCAGUGAUGUAUAUUCAUUGUGUGUGGCAUAUCCAGAACCAUUUGCGGAUCAGUUGUAUAAUGAGACAAAAAGGUUUCUAGAAAAUCAUGUCUUCCAAUUGUUAAUAAAAGUUCGCGCCCAAGGUGAAUCUGGUUUGCUACAGGCAUAUCAUCAAGCCUGGACGAAAUACUCGCAAGGCAUCAAUUAUGUGGAUCGCUUGUACUUAUAUUUAAACCAACAACACAUUAAGAAACAGAAGGUUUCCGAGGCAGAACUUAUUUACGGCACGUCUUCCGCUAUGACUGCUGAUUGCCAAGAACAAAUGGAAAUAGGAGAGCUUGGUUUAGAUAUUUGGAAAAAAAGAAUGAUUACACCGUUGAGAAAACAGCUUGUCUCUCUACUGUUAGAAAACAUUCACGCAGAUAGAACUGGUACAGCUCCUUCAGCUAGUACAGAAGUUAUUUGCGGUGUUAUACAAAGUUUCGUUCGAGUCGAGGAAUAUAAAAUGAAGGGACAAGUAGAAGUAAUGAUUGUUCUGUAUCAAGAAAUUUUUGAAACCCCCUUCCUCGAAGCUUGCGGAGAAUUUUAUAUGAGAGAGGCAUCCGAGUUACUUCAACAAUCGGAUGUAACACAUUAUAUGGAAAGAGUUACAUGGAGACUCAUUCAGGAAGAGCUUCGGGCUCAUAAGUUUCUACAUGCAAGUUCUAUGCCUAAAGUAAGACAAUGCUGUGAGGAAAAAAUGAUAGCUACACACAUAGCCUGGCUUCACGCAGAAGCAGAAAGUAUGAUAGAAAAUGAACGUAGAAGGGAUUUAAGUCUUCUUUAUCCAUUGCUAAGGCCAAUACCUUCGGGUUUAACACCGCUCUUACAAAAAUUUACGCAGCACAUUACUCAGCAAGGAUUACAGGCGAUCGGUUCUUUACAAGGAGAGAAUGUACACAUACAAUUUGUGGAAAGCAUGCUGGACGUGCAUCACAAAUAUUCGGAAUUGAUUAAAGAGGUGUUCAGAGUUGAUCAAGCUUUUAUAACUGCCCUCGAUAAAGCUUGUUCAGCCGUCAUAAACCAUAGGCCUGUUCCCCGGCAACCCGCAAGAGCGCCUGAACUACUUGCUAAAUACUGCGACUCUUUGUUGAAAAAAUCUGCUAAAGCCACAUCGGAAGGGGAAAUAGAAGAGAAACUAGGACGUUGUAUUACCGUGUUCAAAUACCUCGACGAUAAAGACGUUUUUCAAAAGUUUUACGCACGAAUGUUAGCGAAGCGAUUGAUACAUCAGCAGUCACAGUCAAUGGAUGCCGAAGAAUCGAUGAUCGAUCGAUUAAAACAAGUUUGUGGCUACGAGUUUACGAACAAACUUCAUCGAAUGUUUACCGACAUGUCGGUUUCGGCGGACUUAAAUGCCAAAUUUACGACCAGUUUACGAGAAGGAGAUAGAGAAAAUCAAUUAGGCAUCGGUUUUGUAGUGUACGUGUUACAAGCGGGCGCCUGGCCGUUAGGUCUACCACCAUCGCCAGGACCGUUUGACAUCCCUCAACAAUUAGAAAAAUCUAUACAGGCCUUCGAAGCUUUCUAUCGUGCGCAAUUUAGCGGACGGAAACUCACCUGGUUACAUUACCUUUGUCAAGGCGAGUUAAAGUUUAAUUAUUUAAAGAAGCCUUACUUGGUCACCGUGCAAACAUACCAAAUGGCUCUGCUUCUUCUUUUCGAACAUUGCGAUUCGAUGCAGUGCAAGGAGGCUGCCGCAUCGUUACGUUUGUCGCACGAUCAACUAGUUAAACAUGCAACUAGUCUAGUUGACUGUAAAAUUUUGAAGAAAUCAACGGAAGGAGAACUGGAGGAGGAUACGGUUUUGUCUCUUAAUUUUGAUUACUACAACAAAAGAACAAAGUUUCGUAUAACUGGUACGUUGCAGCGGGAUGUACCACACGAAAGUCACGAUACCGAGGCCACGCAUCGCAGUGUCGACGACGAUAGAAAAUUGUACCUGCAAGCAGCUAUAGUUCGUAUUAUGAAGAGUCGUAGGAUUUUGAGACACAAUCAACUCGUACAAGAGGUACUAAGUCAAUCUAAGGUUACAUUUGCACCAUCAAUCGGUAUGAUCAAAAAAUGUAUCGAAGCCCUUAUAGAUAAGCAGUAUAUCGAACGUACGCCAAAUAACGCAGAUGAGUAUUCGUACGUCGCAUGAUUUUAUUGUAUCAUUUGUCACCAUCAUUAAUUUAUUUCGUUCAGGGUACUCUUUGAUCAUUCAUGAUAUAAAAACAUUUUCUAAUGUUGGAAUAAAACGAUACAUUACUACGGAUCUUUUUUUUUUUUUUUUUUAUCGAACAUGCGUUUGAUCUAAUAUAGAAGGAAACGAUAUUCUUAUUAACGAUACUCUCUAAACCGAAUUGUUUGAAAGAUCAGGGAAAGUAGCCUGAACUGCUUAAUUGCUCCUAAAUCAACAAAUUAAUAACUUAGUUGAUUCAAUGAUUUGUAAUAUAUGCGCACGGAAUAAAGAUGAUGUUACUAUUUUA